Messenger RNA from Abrus precatorius (Indian licorice), 1956 nucleotides. Its product is annotated as probable magnesium transporter NIPA6. Gene Ontology annotation, cellular component: membrane. Lineage: Eukaryota; Viridiplantae; Streptophyta; Magnoliopsida; Fabales; Fabaceae. The record is from RefSeq and is a predicted model, not a curated record. Bases 354 to 1391 code for a protein of 345 amino acids. The transcript is spliced from 9 exons. Gene Ontology annotation, molecular function: magnesium ion transmembrane transporter activity. Gene Ontology annotation, biological process: magnesium ion transport.
ACAACUAAACGAAAAAAUAAAAAUGUUAGCUUAGAAAAAGAAAAGCGGAUGGAGAGUAAGACACGUCUGAAUUCACAUGUUCAGACACGCUCUCACUAUCUCUCCAAUGAGACCAAAAAACCAACCACUCACCAAUUCGAAGCGCACAGUAAAAUACAAAGAGCGCCACGCCACAGUUCAAUUGCUUCCAAAUUAUAGCGUCGCGUUGGCUUGAGUGACUUUCAACUUGAUUGGUUCAUUCCUGUUCUUCAUCUAAUCCAAACUGUAAUCUAGGGUUCCAUUAAGUUGUUGCAUGUUCUGAGUUGCCUCCAAAAUUCUAAAUCCAACAACACACAACAACGUAGAUAACAUAGAUGUACUCGAGCAAUUUGACUGGGUUCCUCUUAGCUGUAGUAUCAAGCGCUUUCAUCGGCUCAAGCUUUAUCAUCAAGAAAAAGGGUCUUCAACGUGCUAGCGUCAACGGAACUCCAGCUAGUGGUGGCGGCUAUGGCUAUCUGCUACAACCUCUUUGGUGGCUCGGAAUGGUUACCAUGAUUGUUGGAGAAAUAGCGAAUUUUGUGGCUUACGUCUAUGCUCCCGCGGUGCUUGUCACACCGCUUGGUGCUUUGAGUAUUAUUGUUAGUGCCGUCUUGGCGCAUUUCAUGUUGAAUGAGAAGCUGCAGAAAAUGGGCGUGCUCGGGUGUCUUUUGUGCAUUGUGGGAUCAACUGUGAUUGUGCUCCAUGCACCUCAAGAAAAGUCUAUUGGUUCUGUUCAAGAAAUAUGGCAAUUGGCUAUUCAGCCAGCAUUCCUGUUGUACACUGCCUCGGUGAUGGCUGUAGCAAUCUUUUUGAUUUUGUAUUGUGCGCCUCGCUAUGGCCAAACUAAUAUUUUAGUUUAUAUUGGAAUAUGCUCCAUAAUUGGUUCCUUGACUGUCAUGAGCGUGAAAGCUAUUGGCAUUGCUUUAAAACUUACGUUGGAGGGUGCAGAUCAGUUUGUUCAUUUUCAGACAUGGAUUUUUAUGAUGGUUGCUAUUUCCUGCAUCGUUACUCAAUUAAAUUACCUUAAUAUGGCAUUGGAUACAUUUAACACAGCAGUUGUUUCUCCAAUCUAUUAUGCCUUGUUUACAUCUUUUACAAUAUUAGCUAGCGCAAUCAUGUUUAAGGACUAUUCUGGUCAAAGUGUAACCAGCAUUGCAUCAGAGCUAUGUGGUUUCAUAACUGUUUUAUCUGGAACAACUGUAUUACACUGUACAAGAGAGCCAGAUCCUCCAGUCAGUACAGAUUUAUACAGUCCUUUAUCUCCAAAAGUAUCAUGGUAUAUUCAAGGCAAUGGCGAACCUUGGAAACAGAAGGAGGAAGAUGGAUCACCCUUCAAUUUAAUUACAGUUAUCCGGCAAGACCAUUUCAAGUGAUACAUAAAUCUUAAACCGGUAGAACAAGAAGUUAUAUCUGUCCAUUGCUAUCCUAGCAUUUAUGCAGGGACCAAAACUUUUCUCAUUGCCAAAGCUCUUCGGCUUAUUUACACUAAGAAACAGAAUUGUGGCAGGGGGUUAUUUACAUUAAAGACAGAAAUGUGGCAGUGUUAUAGGGUUUGGCUCUGACCCCAUCUAUUUCGUUUAGCAAGAUUCGGGAGACUAUUGUGCAGGCAGAGGCAAGCCAGUGCCCUUUUUCAUCGGUUUUGUUCAUUAGUAUCAUAUGAAAUGAAAGCUUGAGUGCUAUCAUCUAAAAUGGCAGGAGUGAUGUAUCUUCCAGUUUGCAUCAUCCUCAUUUAGUUUUGUAUUAUUUUUUACGCUCUUGUAUAGUUGUAUUCCUUUCCCCAAUUGUAUUUUUGGGUUCCAAGCCCGCUCCCAGCCCCGGGAUUCUGAUUGAUUUAUGUGAACAAUGAAGAAUCCUGGUUCUGGUGAUGAGAACUAAUCUAUGUAUAUUGAUCAAUGUAAUUUUGGUUAUUUAAUUAAAAGACCUCAAUGGUAGGUUAUG